Molecule: messenger RNA, 1554 nt
Organism: Fusarium venenatum
Lineage: Eukaryota; Fungi; Ascomycota; Sordariomycetes; Hypocreales; Nectriaceae
Product: cytochrome P450
Molecular function (GO): oxidoreductase activity, acting on paired donors, with incorporation or reduction of molecular oxygen; iron ion binding; heme binding
Source: RefSeq, a predicted model, not a curated record
AUGGACUCUCUUUACGAGAAUUUGAGGGCGCUACCCCUCUCCAUCUCAAUCCCUCUAACUACCAGCAUCAUCAUCGUCUUGUCCGUCGUCACCAACGUGGUUCGACAAUUAUGGUUUCCCAACCCGCAUCGUCCACCGGUCGUAUUCCACAUCUUCCCCUUGAUCGGCAGCACUGUUCAAUAUGGUAUUGAUCCGUAUGCCUUUUUCUUCGACUGCAGAGAAAAAUACGGAGAUUGUUUUACCUUUAUCCUGCUUGGCAAAUCGACGACUGUCUUUCUUGGACCCAAGGGCAAUGACUUUAUCCUCAACGGCAAACAUGCUGAUUUGAAUGCCGAGGACGUUUAUGGAAAGCUUACGACGCCUGUGUUUGGCGAGGAGGUUGUGUACGACUGCUCCAAUGCACGCUUCAUGGAUCAAAAGAGGCUUCUCAAGCUUGGUCUUACCGCAGAGUCUUUACGGUGCUACAUCCCAAAGUUCGUCAAGGAAGUUGAAGACUACGUCAAAACGUCACCAUACUUCAAGGGCGACACAGGAAUCGUCAACAUCACAGAAGUCAUGGCCGAGAUCACAAUCUACACAGCGUCUGGAUCCCUUCUAGGAAAUGAAGUCCGCUCCAUGUUUGACAGCACGUUUGCAACUCUUUACCGUCAUCUCGAUGACGGCUUCCAGCCUAUCAACUUUGUCAUGCCAGGUCUUCCCCUUCCGCAAAACUUCCGUCGAGAUCACGCACGGAAGGUCAUAGAGAAGCUUUUCAGCGAUAUCAUUGCCAAGCGUCGCGAGACUGGUAAUCAAGGUGACGAGACGGAUAUGGUUUGGACGCUUAUGAAUGCGACGUAUAAGGAUGGUCAACCUCUUCCCGAUCAUCACGCCGCUCGAAUGUUGAUAGCCAUCCUCAUGGGUGGUCAGCAUAACACGGCUGCUAGUGGUGCUUGGCUUCUUCUCAACCUGGCCCAUAAGCCUCAUCUGGUUCAAGAGCUGUACGAUGAACAGGUCCAAGUUCUUGGAUCUCCACAAGAGCCUCUGACAUGGGAGAACUUACAGAAGCUGACUCUCAAUGGCCAAGUCAUCAAGGAAACUCUCCGUCUUCACAGUCCGAUCCACUCAAUCCUUCGACAAGUUAAAUCGCCCAUGCGAGUACCUGGCACUGAAUGGGUAGUGCCUCCAUCCCAUACCCUCCUUGCGUCUCCCGGAACAAUGGCCCGAUCAGAAGAAUUCUUCCCUCGACCUUCGGAAUGGGAUCCUCACCGAUGGGACAAGAUCGAACCACCUGAGAAAACCGCAGAUGAUGGACAGACAGUUGAUUACGGCUUUGGAAUGAUGAGCAAAUCCGUCAGCAGCCCUUAUCUGCCUUUUGGAGCAGGACGACAUCGAUGUGUUGGUGAGAACUAUGCUUACGCACAGCUGGGUGCCAUUAUUGCGACGUUUGUGAGGCUACUUCACAUCGAACAGCCUGAUCCCAAGGCUCCCCUUCCGGCACCGGAUUACUCUUCAAUGUUUUCUCGACCUAUGAACCCUGCUGAGAUCCGAUGGCGUCGACGUGAGAUAAUGGAAUGA